Trematosphaeria pertusa is the source of this 1100-nucleotide messenger RNA. Its product is annotated as putative carboxyphosphonoenolpyruvate phosphonomutase. The coding region runs from base 1 to 975 and encodes 324 amino acids. Gene Ontology annotation, molecular function: catalytic activity. The transcript has 3 exons. Lineage: Eukaryota; Fungi; Ascomycota; Dothideomycetes; Pleosporales; Trematosphaeriaceae. The record is from RefSeq and is a predicted model, not a curated record.
AUGCAUCCGACGAUUCUGUUCGAAGACCAGGACGUCGCUCCGCUCGCCGUCGACAUUCGCGCCCCGUCUGUAUACGAUUCUUACGCUCCCGCAGCGACCAGACUACGAUACAUGAUAAAGAAUAGCGACCACAUAAUCAAGUGUCCCGGCGUAUACGAUGGACUGUCAGCCCGCAUCGCCAUAGAUGUAGGCUUCGAAGGCAUGUACAUGACCGGUGCGGGCACAACCGCUUCAAAGCUCGGCCACGCCGAUCUCGGUAUUGCUCAGCUCGCCGAUAUGCGAGCCAACGCUGAGAUGAUCGCCAACCUACGGCCCGAUGGUCCUCCUCUCAUCGCUGACAUGGACACGGGCUAUGGAGGGCCCCUUGUCGUCGCUCGGUCGCUUCAGCAGUACCAUCUUGCCGGCGUUGCAGGGUUCCACAUUGAGGACCAGAUCAUGAACAAGCGAUGCGGGCAUCUCGCUGGGAAGGAGGUCGUAGACGUCGAGACCUACGUCCAGCGUAUCAAAGCUUGCAUCGUUGCUCGCAAGCAGCUCCGUUCGGACAUCGUCAUCAUCGCGCGUACGGACGCUCUGCAGUCCAAGGGUUUUGACGAUUGCAUUGAGCGUUUGAAACGUGCCCGCGCUGAGGGUGCCGACAUGGGAAUCCUCGAAGGCGUCAAGACAAAGGAACAAGCCGCUCUCGCCGCUAAGCUCCUCGCGCCCUGGCCGCUAUGCUACAACUCGGUCGAGAAUGGCCACUCUCCCCUCAUCACCGCCCGGGAGGCGCAAGAAAUGGGAUACAGAGUGAUUAUCUAUAGCUUCGCUAGCAUCAGCCCGGCGUAUGUAGCUAUCAAGUCGACGUUUGAGUGGCUGAAGGAGACGGGCUCCACUGGCAGCUCGGUCACGCCUAAAACCAUCUUCAACGUAUGCGGGCUGAAGGACAGUAUGGUUAUUGACGAGGCUAGUGGUGGGACUGCAUUUGCGAAGGGCGUGUAGAUUAAUGACGCGCAUGAGCAGGAUGACACCAUGGACGUAUACAGGUUUGGCUUGAGGAGUAUGGAGCCUGGGUUUCUUGGUGAAUGUGUGUGGGUUGGCUCUGAAAAAUAUCGCGAGUAGACCGU